Closterium sp. Yama58-4 is the source of this 435-nucleotide messenger RNA. Lineage: Eukaryota; Viridiplantae; Streptophyta; Zygnematophyceae; Desmidiales; Closteriaceae. The record is from the annotation of a GenBank genome assembly.
AUGGCGGGGCACUGGCUGCCCGAGAUGAAAGUUUUGGCCGGGGCAGAUGAUGGGGGAUUGCAGGAGCCGGGCAGCCCGGUGAGGAAAGUUUUGUGGGAGAGCAUUACGGCGUUCGGGCCUCAGGUGCUGUUUCUGACGCCGUGUGCUGCUGAUGUGAAGACUGCUCUUGCUCAGGUUGAGGCUCUUGCUCGCCUGCCCGGCUUCUGGUCGCUGCCCGCAACCGAAUCUGGGCAGGUUUACAUUAUCGAGUCGUGUCUCUUCCUCAACGCAGGCCCGCGAUUGGUGGACGGUGUUGAGUUGCUAGCCAGAAUUAUUCAUCCCGACCGAGUAGCUGUGCCCUUACCUCCCGGAUGCUUCGUCUUGAAGCUGGAACUUAGUAGGGAGAAACACUACCGAGCAGGGGACGUUCAUAAACAUUUUAGGCCGCUUCUAUAG